Molecule: messenger RNA, 1971 nt
Organism: Annulohypoxylon truncatum
Lineage: Eukaryota; Fungi; Ascomycota; Sordariomycetes; Xylariales; Hypoxylaceae
Exons: 3
Coding region: 186-1622 (478 amino acids)
Biological process (GO): cellular response to pH
Cellular component (GO): plasma membrane
Source: RefSeq, a predicted model, not a curated record
UGUAUUACAAAGGCAUAGCAAUGAACAACUCAGGCUUAAGCCAAGUCACUUGGCUUCGGUGAUCUUUUGUAACAAAUUCAAAAAGGCCAUUUUUAUGUGAAAAGAGGACUGUGUCAGUUUGAAAUCCCUUCACUUGAGGUGUUGAGAUUUUAAAUCAUAUCAUCGAGUCGUAAAGGUUCUUCAAGAUGCCUUUCCCAUUUAUAUUACCCACUACAUCAUCGUUCUCCUUCUCCUCGAGCUUCACAUGCGAGUCUCACCCCUCACUACCUCUAAGUACGAGUACGCACCGAGGGGUCGUGAAAGAUUCUUUGAAAAAGCAUAAGCGACUUCCUGCAGCAUCUCAAGGUCCUAAUCUACCUUCAAUACUCUCCAACUUGAAUAACUAUCUCCCAUAUCUCCUCGCCAUCGAUGCUGGCUUAAGUAAUAAAGCGAUCUCCGGAGAGGAAGUCAGUGUGGUUUUAACUUCUAAUCCCACUAUUGAAUGGCGACCUACUUUAUCAGAUCAUGCCGUGCCGGGCAAGGAAAUAGCCAGAGUCAAAGUUCAGUCUAUAGAAUAUGAGUUGUUCUUUGCUCUCUCCGCUGUGGGCUAUACCCAUACUCUGCUUGCUCGCUCUUCCCUGCAUCCACUAUACGUUACCUCAGGUGUACCACUCAGUGCGCAAGAACGGACUGCUGCCAUAACCACGGCUACAAAACACUUGUUAGACGCCGCCUCGGUGCAUGAUUAUCUUGCUCGUCGAGCGGAGAGUCUAACUACAACACCCCCAUGUGCUGAUAUUUCGCAAUCUACCGCCCGUGCCAUGUCCUCGUUAGCCCUGGCCGAAGCAACGCUGCUUGCUGUUCUGAAGGAUGAUCCGUACCCAGCGGUAGUGGUGCAGGACCGGAGUGCGAACGACCGGGAGUGGAUGUACAAAGCGCCCGAGAUACCCAAGGUCCGAGCCCACCUCUUCGCUCGACUAUGUCUCGCGGCCGCAGACCACGCAGCCCAAGCAUCUUCCUUAUGUCAAUCGCAAGGAAGAGGUCCAUCGAAGCUCAAUGAGGGGUUGCUACGUUAUCUAGAGGACUUUAGGAAGACGAGCCGAGCAAAGGCGUGCCGGUUCUUCGGCAUAGACGCCGAGCUGGGAGGCCAGACCGGAAAUGCUCUGGGUUGGCUCCGAUGCGGUCUUCAGGAACUCGGGGUCGAGUCAAAAGAGACUAAGAAGGGACUUAGUUUCACGCGGAUGAAGAAAGACUGGUCCGAGAGGAGGGAAGACAAGAAAGUCGAAAGGGGCACAAAUUGGGGCGCGGACGCAGGUAGGGUAGAGGAGACGAGAGUGAUUGAGAUGCUAGAGGCGAAGUGGACUAAAAUCAACGAUACCAUGAUGACCCAGACUAUCCCGCCACCUGGCACUUUACUAGCUGGCCUUCCGUCUGGGAGAGACAUGCACACUAUUAAACCAUACCAACUCCCAGAGCUUGGAAGGGAAUCUCUCGAAGCGAUGCGUGCACCUCCAGAUCGGUCAGACGAUUUUGGAGACGACCAAUUCAGCUCGGACGACGAGACCGCCGUUGAGACGCCGGUUGGCGCAUUUCCAGGCACGGCAAACGAGUAUCGAAGCACGAGCACGAGGUCGUAUUAUUAGAGGUGUCUGUCUCUUAGUGAAGCAGGGAGGAACAUAGCCUACAUCAUGUCGCUCUUCAACCAAUGCAUAUGUUUAAUAGAGUCCAGGUAGGAAUGGGCGCAUAACAGCAUCAUGUUCCAUGUUGGCAUAGGUAUUAUAUACAGAUAGCCUGAGAGCAUACAGGAUUUAUGGUAUUUAGGAAAUAGUUAUGCCCACUUGGUUUUGGCAACAUAGAGUAUGGUCGUUAGCUACGAUAUAGGGAAGCAAAGCCCGCCUUAGGUUUCCUGGCUCAUUUCAUAGUAACGGCUUUUCGAGCAAGGAUAACUCAUGUAGACCUUGAAAGUAAAUAUCGAACAAUUUAUGAAAACAA